Messenger RNA from Dentiscutata erythropus, 1254 nucleotides. Lineage: Eukaryota; Fungi; Glomeromycota; Glomeromycetes; Diversisporales; Gigasporaceae. The record is from the annotation of a GenBank genome assembly.
AUGCCACCUAAUCCGCCUGAAGAGUUUUCACCCGUAACUGUUUCUGCAUAUGCUCCUGGCUUAGAUAGUACACCGUCUCCGAUAUACCCUCCAAAGCGUUCAACUAAGCGACGCACCACGAAUCCUUUUAAAACAUCUGCACCUUUUGUACUUCCACCACCUUAUAAUCCCGCACAACCAAAUAUAUCAAAUUUACAAUCUUUAGACUUUACUCCUCCGUAUAAAUCGAAUAGCCUUUUAGGACAACUGCGUCAGAAAUAUGAAGUAGUGGGGAGAAGGAAGACUAAUCCGACCAUUACCUCAAAGCCCUUAUCAGAAAGAACUUUGGAUUCUAUUAAUUCUAUUUUCAAUCUACUUAGUCUUUUCACUCUUGAUACUCUGAAGUUCGUUAUAUAUUGCUUAUUAUGGUACGCUUCCUCUGCUGUGACUAAUAAUAUUGGUAAGCAAAUCCUAAACCAAUUUAAUUAUCCUGUUACCCUCACUUGGGUGCAAUUUGGCUUUGUUAGCCUGUAUUGUUAUGUUAUUGGCCAUGGGAUGGGAUUUACUAGACUUAGGAGUCCUACUACGCAAAUUCUACAUACUACAUUACCUUUAAGUUUGUUCUCGAUUACUGGUCAUGUGUUUUCUAGUAUGGCGACAAGUAUAGUUCCCGUUAGUUUUGUUCAUACUAUAAAGGCUCUAUCCCCUCUGUUCACAGUAAUAUUUUACCGAUUUGGUUUCAAAGUUAAUUAUUCUUAUCCAGUAUAUACCUCUUUAAUCCCGCUGACCAUUGGAGUAAUGCUUGCAUGUUCUUCCUCUUCAACGGGGAGUUUUAUUGGCUUUCUUUUCGCAUUGAGUUCAACUGUUAUUUUCGUUGCUCAGAAUAUUUUUUCAAAAAAAAUACUCUUUAAUCAAGGCAAUUCAAAUUUUGAAAAGCGCAAACUUGAUGAGCUUAAUGUGUCGUUUUAUUCAAGCCUAAUGGCAUUUUCCUUCAUGACUCCAAUUUGGCUAUACUACGAUGGCUUUCCUCUACUCGUUGAACAUUUUUGGUCAUAUCACUCCAUUCAUUCUUCAAACACUUCAAAUGGUUGGACUAUUGCUUUUUACUUUUGGCUUAAUGGUACCUCCCAUUUUGCACAAAAUAUACUGGCUCUAUCAAUCUUAUCUAUUACCUCCCCUGUUACAUAUUCGAUUGCUUCAUUAGUAAAACGAAUUUUUGUUAUCACAGCAAGCAUCAUAUGGUUUGGUCAAAGAACUACAUUUGUUCAAGCUUGA